This is a messenger RNA of Tilletiaria anomala UBC 951, 2300 nucleotides long. RefSeq lists its product as uncharacterized. The transcript has 2 exons. The record is from RefSeq and is a predicted model, not a curated record. Bases 119 to 2203 code for a protein of 694 amino acids. Gene Ontology annotation, molecular function: L-ascorbic acid binding; iron ion binding; peptidyl-proline dioxygenase activity. Gene Ontology annotation, cellular component: cytoplasm. Lineage: Eukaryota; Fungi; Basidiomycota; Exobasidiomycetes; Georgefischeriales; Tilletiariaceae. Gene Ontology annotation, biological process: peptidyl-proline hydroxylation; regulation of translational termination.
CGGCUCUCGCCUAAUCAUCCAGCUGCUGCAUCCACCCGGCGAACACCACCGCAGCGUAUCCUAACGGGAAUUCAAUCCGGGAAAUUACAGCGUGCAGAAAGACUCGACUCGAGCCACCAUGACCGCACCAAACGGCGGUGCCGCGGUGCCGACGGACGAGCAAGUCAAAAGCUUCUUCGCGCCGGACCUCCUCUCCGAAAGCACGGUCGCUUCUCACGCAUCCCAGUACGCUGCAUCGGGGCCAUAUAAGCACGGCGUCAUCCCCGCCUUGCUCUCCGACUCUCUGCUGCGCGAGGCACGCAAGGAGAUUGUCGAGGAGCUGCGCUUCGCAGAGAAGGAGACGGACAUCUACAAGGUACACCAGACGGGUGAUCUCGCCAACUUGGACGGCCUGCCGGACGAGGAGCGGGAUCGGCUCAAGCAUGUCCUGAAUGUUCGCAACGCCAUCUAUAGUAAGCAGUUUCGCGAUUGGCUGCAAAAAGUAACAGGGUGCGGCCCGCUCAGCGCAAAGAAGAAGGACAUGAGCAUCAAUGACUACAGAGACGGAUGCCAUCUUUUGAACCACGACGACGUGAUUUCCACGCGUCAACUCUCUUACAUCCUCUAUCUCCCCGACCCAUCAGUGCCCUGGCGGUCCGAGAACGGCGGCGCCCUGGAGCUAUACCCCGUGCUCUCUCCGCACCUGCCGGACUCGGUGCCAACCAAGUCUAUUCCACCUGCUUGGAACCAAUACACAUUCUUCACCGUUCAGCCGGGGCACUCGUUCCACUCGGUCGAGGAGGUGGUCCAUCCAACUGCCAGCAGACUCUCUAUCAGCGGCUGGUUUCACCGUCCGCAAGAGGGGGAAGAGGGCUACGAUGCUGCACAGGAGGAGAAGCAGGAGCGGAUGCGCAAAGAGCACUCCAGUGUUGAGUCACUGCUGAGCAAGCAGGCUGCCAGGCCCUUCAUCCCAUACUCAGGCCAAGGCGAAGACGCCAGCGAGGGAAAUGAUGACAUGAUCGUACCCGGCAGCCCGCUGUCACAGCAGGACAAGGCGUUCCUCUCCUACUUCCUCAACCCGGCCUACCUACAGCACAAGGUGCAAUCACAGCUAUUCGAGCAGUUUGGCGAUGACAGCCACAUCUUGCUCGCCGAUUUUCUUAAACGCGAAUUUAAAGACUUGCUGCAAAAAGGCCUCGUUGAGCUCGACAGGAGGGAUGGUUUCCGAUGGUGGGAGGCGCCAUCGGAAGAAGACAAGGACAUUCGGGAACAGUGCAAGCUCCGGCCUCACGGCAUUGGCACGGGCAAAGUGGGUGGCGAAACAGGCGAAGAUUGGAAGAUCCAAGGGCCACCGCAUCGACAUCGCUUCCUCUCUCUCUGCCCUUCGACCCCAGCUUCACCAUCCGCCUCGAGCCUUCUUCCCCCCCGCAACCCGGCACUGCCAGUCACGCCGCCACAAACGGCCGAAGCGUUGCUCUCCCUGCUGCGCAGCACACUCUUCCCAUCGCCCGCCUUCCGCCACUUCCUCGCAAACAUCACGCAGCUGCUCCCGCUCGCUGCGCGCGCGCCGUUCACAGUGCGCCGCUUCCGCCCCGGGCUGGACUACACGCUAGCGCGCGCCGAUGAGGACGAGGCGGUAUUGCACAUCACACUCGGCUUGACGCCCGACGUCGCCGACAGCGUAGAACUCGCUGCUGCGGCGGCGUCCGGCAGCAAAGGCAAAGUGCGAGGGAUGGCUGCCAAGCGCGGCAAGCUCCCGGGGACCGCGCACAGCGCGGUGUCCGCGGCGCCAUUGAGCAAGAAGCAGCUCAAGGAUCUGCGCAUCAGGUGGGAGAGCGGAGAGGCUGGUGGCUGGGAGUGCUUCAUGGCCCCGCACGAAGGAGAGGAGGACCCAGCUGUGUACCGCAGCGGUGGGUCGAAGAAGGCCGAAGCGGAGACCGAGGGCAAGGACGAGGACGGCGCAGAUGCCGAGAUGGCCGACGGAGAUGACGAAGAGGAAGAGAUUGUCGAGAUGGAGGAGGACACGGACAGCGAUUUCGACGGCGUCCUGCUCAACCUGACUCCGCAAUUCAACGCGCUCAACGUGGCACUGCGCGACGAGGGCGUGCUGCACUUUGUCAAGUAUCUCAGCGGCAGCGCCGGCGGGAGCCGCUGGGACGUCGAGGGCGAGUGGUCAGUCGGUGCGCUCGAGGUGGAAGAGGGGGACGGGGAGGUAGCGGAAUAGAAUACGCGCCUGUGACGUGCAGAAGGACGCAACUCGGGCUCACGUCACCCCAAAAUGCCAUGUUGUACACCAGUUAAACGAAUGCAUCUGACGCUGC